UUCCCACUAAUUAAAUCCACUGUGCUGCCCUGCCUCCGCCUCCGCUUCCGCCUAAACGGCCAGCCAAACAAACUCUCCGAACAACCCAUCCUCUUCCCCACUCUCGCUCUUUCUCCGGCGGCAAUGGCGACGCCGCGGAGUUCGGAAUUCCGGCUGCUGGUCGCCGUCUUCUUCUUCCUCUUCCUCUUCCAGGUCAUGUUCUUGCCAUCUUUAAUUGCUGCAGAUAGGUCUAACGCCAGAUUGCUGGCAACGUCCAAUGGUACCAUUGGGGGAAGGCACUCCGAAGAGUAUUGUGCAAUGUAUGACAUCUGCGGGGCACGCGAGGACGGGAAGGUGUUGAACUGUCCAUAUGGAUCCCCAUCUGUGAAGCCGGAUGAUCUGUUGUCCCAAAAGAUACAGAGCUUGUGCCCAACAAUUACCGGCAAUGUGUGUUGUACAGAACGUCAGUUCGACACAUUGCGGUCCCAAGUUCAGCAGGCAAUUCCAUUUCUUGUUGGCUGCCCGGCAUGCUUGAGAAAUUUCUUGAACCUGUUCUGUGAGCUUACAUGUUCUCCGCAUCAGAGUUUGUUUAUCAAUGUAACUGCUGUAUCCAAGGUUAAGAACAAUUUGACUGUGGAUGGAAUUGAUUUCUUUAUAGCUGAUGCGUUUGGUGAAGGUCUAUAUGACUCCUGCAAAGAUGUGAAGUUUGGUACUAUGAACACUCGAGCUUUAGACUUCAUUGGAGCUGGUGCUCACAACUUCGAAGAGUGGUACGCCUUUAUUGGUAGACGUGCACCUCAAAACACACCAGGUUCACCGUAUGCCAUUGGAGUCAGGUCAACCGCUCCCGAUUCUUCUGGAAUGAGACCUAUGAAUGUCACCACCUUUUCUUGUGCUGAUACUUCACUGGGCUGUUCCUGUGGCGAUUGCCCUUUGUCUAAUGGUUGCACAAAUGCUGCCCCUCCUACAGAGCAUGAGGGAGGUUCAUGUUCAGUUAAAAUUGGUUCUCUUAAGGCCAAGUGCGUUGACUUUGCUUUAACCAUACUCUACGUUGUAUCGCUCUCCACUUUUCUCGGGUGGGGUUUCAUCCACCGGAAGAGAGAAAGGAACCAAACUUCUAGAAUGAGGCCAUCUUCAAAUGGAAUGGACGGUAGUGACAUCCAUCCUGUUGCUACUCAGAAAGUUGAGAAUCAUCCCGUUCAGAUUUGGCUCUGUUGGCAAAUAUACUUCUCAAAAUUUGGAUAUGUUAUUCUUUCCUAUUAUUAUCAGGCUCCUGAUGCUUCUCCUAAUGGAAGAAGAGUUCAGCUUUCAAUCGUCCAAGGAUAUUUGGCAAAGUUUUACAGGAUAUAUGGGACUUGGGUAGCCAGAAAUCCGGUUCUCGUGCUGAUUGUGUCAGUAGCUGCAGUUCUUCUACUCUGCUUAGGUCUUAUCCGAUUUAAGGUGGAAACAAGGCCUGAGAAGCUAUGGGUUGGACCUGGGAGCAAGGCUGCAGAAGAGAAGCGUUUCUUUGACUCUCAUCUGCAACCAUUUUACAGAAUUGAGCAGCUGAUUAUAGCAACUGUUCCAAAUUCCAGGGAAGGCAAGGCUCCAAGCAUUCUGACCGAGAACAACAUUAAGUUACUAUUUGAUAUGCAAAAAAAGGUUGAUGGUAUCCGCUCAAAUUAUUCCGGGGCCAUUGUGUCACUGACUGAUAUUUGCCUGAAACCUCUGGGUGAAGAUUGUGCAACACAAAGUAUUUUGCAGCACUAUACCUCUGCAGAUAACUGUAGGAGUGCCUUCAAAGCACCUCUUGAGCCAAGUACUGCUUUAGGAGGUUUCUCUGGGAACAACUAUUCAGAGGCUUCCGCAUUCAUUAUUACAUAUCCUGUGAACAAUGCAGUUGAAAAAGAAGGGAAUGAAACUGAAAGAGCUGUUGCUUGGGAGAAAGCCUUCAUUGACUUGGCAAAGAAUGAAUUGUUGCCCAUGGCACAAUCUCAAAAUCUCACUCUCUCCUUUUCCUCGGAAAGCUCGAUUGAGGAAGAACUGAAGAGAGAAAGCACUGCAGAUGCCAUAACUAUAGUGAUUAGCUAUCUUGUGAUGUUUGCCUACAUUUCUCUUACCUUGGGCGACACACCCCGUUUAUCUACUUUCUACGUCUCCUCAAAGGUAUUGCUUGGUCUAACUGGAGUUGUCCUUGUCAUGCUCUCUGUUCUUGGGUCAGUGGGGUUUUUCAGUGCCAUUGGAGUAAAGUCUACUCUUAUCAUCAUGGAAGUCAUUCCUUUUCUUGUUUUAGCCGUUGGGGUGGACAACAUGUGCAUAUUGGUGCAUGCUGUUAAACGGCAACCUCUAGAGCUUCCCAUUGAAGGACGGAUUAGCAAUGCACUUGUUGAAGUAGGACCAUCAAUAACGCUUGCCAGUCUAUCCGAGGUGUUAGCAUUUGCUGUCGGAAGUUUCAUCCCCAUGCCAGCAUGCCGCGUGUUCUCCAUGUUUGCUGCAUUGGCUGUUCUCUUGGACUUCUUGCUACAAGUCACUGCCUUUGUUGCUCUGAUAGUUUUCGACUUUCUGAGGGCAGAAGAUAGGAGAGUAGAUUGUUUUCCUUGUCUAAAGAUCUCCUCACCAAACGCCGACUCAGACAAAGGUACCAGUAGCAUUGGUGGAGUAAGAAGACCUGGAUUGCUGGCUCGAUAUAUGAAGGAGGUGCAUGCGCCCAUACUCGGUAUUUGGGUGGUGAAAAUAGUUGUGAUUGCUAUCUUCGCUGCAAUUACAGUGGCUAGCAUCGCAUUAGCUACCAGGGUUGAACCUGGUUUGGAACAACAGAUUGUUCUUCCAAGGGACUCCUAUCUUCAGGGAUACUUUAAGAAUGUCUCGGAGUAUCUGAGAAUUGGCCCCCCACUUUACUUUGUCGUCAAGAACUAUAACUAUAGCUCGGAAUCAAAUCAAACAAAUCAGCUAUGCUCCAUCAGCCAAUGUGAUUCAAACUCUCUCUUAAACGAGAUUGCAAGAGAAUCAUUGAGACCAGAAUCCAGCCACAUUGCCAAGCCAGCAGCUUCAUGGCUUGAUGAUUUUCUUGUAUGGGUAUCUCCAGAAGCAUUUGGUUGCUGCCGGAAGUUUACUAAUGCGACUUAUUGCCCGCCUGAUGACCAGACUCCUUGCUGUUCUUCUGGUUCAGGAUCGUGUGGGUUGGGUGGAUUGUGCAAAGAUUGUACCACAUGCUUCCGUCAUGCAGAUCUAAACAACGAUCGCCCAUCUACAAUGCAAUUUAAGGAGAAACUCCCGUGGUUCCUUAAUGCAUUACCUUCUGCUGAUUGUGCCAAAGGUGGUCAUGGUGCAUACACUGGCAGCGUUGAACUGCAAGGCUACGAAAAUGGUGUUAUUCAAGCAUCGUCUUUCCGCACUUAUCACACUCCGCUAAACAAGCAGCGCGACUUUGUCGACUCAUUGAGAGCAGCUCGCGAGUUCAGUUCCAGAGUCUCCAAAUCUUUGAAGAUGGAAAUAUUCCCAUAUUCAGUGUUUUACAUGUUCUUUGAGCAAUAUCUUGACAUUUGGAGAACUGCUUUGAUCAACCUUGCCAUUGCAAUCGGAAUCAUUAUGCUGGUGUUGGCAAUGAUCGUGAUCGAUCUCCUGGGGGUGAUGGCAAUUCUCGAUAUCCAACUGAAUGCAGUCUCAGUUGUCAACCUUGUCAUGUCAGUGGGCAUUGCUGUUGAGUUCUGUGUACAUAUAACACACGCCUUCACGGUGAGCAUUGGCGACAGAGAGCAGCGAGUAAAGGAGGCUCUGGGAACAAUGGGAGCUUCUGUCUUCAGUGGAAUCACUCUAACUAAGCUAGUUGGCGUCAUUGUUCUCUGCUUCUCAAGAACAGAAGUUUUUGUGGUUUACUACUUCCAAAUGUACCUAGCCUUGGUCCUUUUAGGCUUCUUGCACGGCCUCGUAUUUUUACCGGUGGUAUUGAGCAUUUUUGGUCCACCGUCAAGAUGUAAGCUCGUCGAGAAGCAAGAAGACCGGCCUUCUGUCUCGUUGCGGCCAUGAGAAGAUAUCAAGUUACAGCUGAUUGCAGCACAUAGAGUGUGUCCUUACUUACUGAAGUAGAUGAUUUUAGCCAUGGAGUACCAAUUUGUGUAGAGUGUAAUUUUUUCAAGUUAUCAGCUAGUGUGAUCUUUGCUUUUAUCGAACCUACCAUAUGUACAAUUUGAGCUUAACAAACUACACUGUAAAAUCAAACAAAAAACAAGGCUUUCUGACAUGUAAAUGUAAGGAAAGCAAAUGAUAGCAAAUUGUGCUUAAAGUUGGCUUUCAUAUGUGUAAUGUGUUCGCUUCUAGCAGAACUUAGUGCCUGCAUUUUUUCUCCAUUAGACCACUUGUUACCGAG
This is a messenger RNA of Linum tenue, 4324 nucleotides long. The record is from the annotation of a GenBank genome assembly. NCBI's taxonomy places the organism in Eukaryota, Viridiplantae, Streptophyta, Magnoliopsida, Malpighiales, Linaceae.